GUCGCUCCCAGCACAGUGCACGCUCUCUUCAUAUUGACUUUCCCUUUCCCUUUCUCGCUUUUGAAUACUCCUUCGCAGACCUUUCCUCGGCCUUUUCACCGUUUGUGCCUGGCGUGGCUAUUUGACACCUCGUGGCCAUUGGCGUGGAGUUGCGCUGUCGAAUUGGGGACCUUCUGUGCAGAGCUCAACUGCGUUUCGAGCGAGCGUUGCGGCUUUUAAACAAGCACGAGAAAAACAAGAUCCAAGGGAAAGAGCCACCAAACGGAGCAUUCCGGUUUUUUCUUCUUCCCUGCGCACUAAUUCGGUGGCUUUAUUCGCCUUUGCUGUCAUUUGCCCUGUUCUACUGCUUAAUAAUAAUACCAAAAAGCUUUCCCCGUUUUUCCUUCCUGCUGAUCUCUCUGUGUUCACGUACGCCCUGCUGAUGAUGCAGAGAUGCGUGUGCAGUAUCGCCUAUCAGGAUCGCAUGUGCUGCACCACACCAUGUCGUCCGCCUGCUCUGCCCCUCACACCUAUUUGCUGCGUGUACAACACUCUCUGCCCGGCCGCGCCUUUUCUUGCCGAUUGAUUUCUCCCUUCCUCGCUGCACCACGCUACGGCAGCACGCCAUCCGUGUUGAGUUGCGCGUGCCGACGCAUGAGCAGUGGGCCUUCGCAAGGGCCACCACAGUUCCCAAGCGGGAAACCGGCCAGCGCCUUCACAGUGAACGAUGUGAAGGAGUCGCUGGACACGCCGGAGUGGGUGUCGACGCCAAAGCAAAACGGUGAAAAACGCAUGUCGGUGUCCAUUCGCAGUGGGGCGCAGCGACGACGUGCACGGCGGCCACCGAGCGCGCCACCGCACUCCCCAUCGCCACCACCACUACCGCCGCCGACUUCUUCGAUUCAUCCGUCUUCCAUAACGCAGCCGGCAGCGCAAGGUACCGCCCAACCAACAAAGACCGACGUUCCGCGCAGUCCCUCUGGAUCGUCCGCAAACGUGAAAUUACGUCCAGCGGCAGACGCGCGAGCAACGGCUUCUUCUGCGUCGCCGUCUCCGUCUGCCGCCUCUCUCUCCGAUUCAGGGCGCAACACGAGGGACCCGAAUCACCAUCACGACGUCGCUCCACCACCGGCGGAGACUCCAUCCACGUACAUCUCCAAAACGGAUGAGGGAUAUCCGGAGAGGUUCUCCUCACAACGAAACGCAAGUGCUGCAGCUGCUUCUGAUGUCGCCUCAUCGCACCCGCUGCUCUACUCCGUUUCUCGCUUCACCGAGCCGGUCAAGCGAAUUAUUCUCAUCCGCAACGGUCGCAGUGAGGCGAACGAGGACGUCGCCGCCUACGUGCACACCCCCGACUGGCGCAUCCCUCUCGUCGAGGAGGGCAAGCACGAGUCCAUCGCGGCUGGCCGUGCGUUGAGUGAGCUGAUCGGCAACGACCCGGUGUACUUCUACUACUCGCCCUACAUCCGCUCUCGGCAGUCCCUGCGCUACGUCUUGCAAGGCUACGACGAGGCGCGGCUGAGUGGACGAUCGCGUACGCGGGAGUGGUGGGAGGAUGAGGAAGGUGAAGAGGCUGACGUCAGCUUCGCGCCGUUCCCGGAGACGCGGGGCGCACUGGAUGAGCUGCCAUUGGAACGGGCAGGGGCGGCGACCACCUCCACCGAGACGGCCGGCUUUCGGGGCGGCGAGGUGGGUGAUGCCGUGCCCACCGCCUCCACGUCCCACACCGCGCCUGCCACCUUUCUGCAGAAGGACGCGUCCCUUGUUUUGAACCGCGACACGAGUGACAGCAUCAUUGGCGUGCGCGAGGACGUCCGCCUGCGCGACGGCGACAUUGGGCGCUACACCACCGUUGAGGAGCUCAUGCACCAUCUGUUGGAGCGUGAGCGGUACGGUAAGUUCUUCUACCGCUUCCCGUACGGCGAGAGCGGCGCCGACGUGUGCGACCGUGUCACGUCCUUUCUUGACGCUUUCCAGCGCGAGCGAGUGGAGUUUCCAAUGAACACGAACGUGGUCAUCAUUACGCAUGGACUGACGAUGCGCAUGUUCAUCAAGCGGUGGUUUCACUUAACGGUGGACACCUUCCACCGCAUGCGGUCGCCCCCGCCCGGCUCGCUGUGCACGUUAACCCGGCUGCACCACCGCAGCUGUUUCCGGCUGGACGAGAGCUGCGUGGAGUCCAUGCAUUUGCCGCUGUCGUUGAACGAGUACAACGGGUAUAAGUAUCGGAACAAGCAGCUGCUCGGCUCCAUGAGCUCCGGGGCACCGUACAUGUAA
Leptomonas pyrrhocoris is the source of this 2256-nucleotide messenger RNA. RefSeq names its product putative mitochondrial phosphoglycerate mutase, putative (iPGAM). The transcript has a single exon. NCBI's taxonomy places the organism in Eukaryota, Euglenozoa, Kinetoplastea, Trypanosomatida, Trypanosomatidae. The record is from RefSeq and is a predicted model, not a curated record. Gene Ontology annotation, molecular function: phosphatase activity. Bases 772 to 2256 code for a protein of 494 amino acids.